AUGUGGGUCCUCACCUUCACAGGAGGACGUGGUCACCCGAAGGAGCACCAGCGAACGCACUUCCUGACUUCUGGCACGUAUAUUGUCGGGAGAGACGCGUCCGCUGCUCAAAUACACAUAAGCAAGGAGGAGGACCCGUCGAUCAGUCGCAAGCACGGAUCCUUCACCAUCGGGUCGAGUACGUCGGCGGCUGGGCAGCUCACGUGCACGUACACGGAUUUUGGCUCCAAGUAUGGCACCCGCAUUGGGGGGCGCGAGCUGCGCAAGGGCAGCUCGGCGGAGCUCACGGCGACGAUCACCGGCGACUGCGACGUCGUGUUCGGGUCGGACGCGGUGCAGGCGAAGGCCGCGGUGUCUUUGCAGCGGCGCAACGUCACGCUGUGCGUGCGCAAGCCAGCCCUGACCGACGCUGUCCGUCACGCGGCGUCGCUGCUCGGCGCGCGGACGCUCUCGCGCUGGUCCGCGACGUGCACGCAUCUGGUCGUCGACGACGACUGUCCGGCGAGCUGGAGGAAGACGGCGCCGGGUAGAAGUCCGGUGCUCCUGCGGUGGCUCCUCAAAUCAGUCGUGGAGGACAAAAACUACGGCCUGCUGUUCCCACCGCCGCCCCUCGCGGAACAGGCCCGCGCGCUCGACGGCGGCGGCGAGGGCACGCAGUCGGACACGGACGCGGACGCCACUGAUGACGACGUGGAGAUGGAGGAGGUCGCUGUAGUGGCGCCCACCCAGCAGCACAAGACCAAGGAGCCCGUCGAAGCAGCGCCCAGGGCAGCGCCCCCACCGAAGGCCGCAGCAGCGCCGGCACCGAAAGCAGCAGCAGCGCCGGCACCGAAGGCGGCAGCAGCGCCGUCAGCGGCCCCACGCAACCCACAGAAGCGGAGCCGGCUCAUGGCGCUGCUGGAGAGCGACGACGAGGACGAGGGCGACGACGAGGAGAAGCGCCUGCCCGAACAACGCAGGGCGGCUGCGGCCGCGGCCGCGCGGUCCGGCGCAUCGCAGCAGCAGGACGUUGCUGGUGCUGCUGCUGCGCCACUCGUCGCGGAGCAGCCGGCUGGUGCGGCGACUGAGCCGCGCGCGCCGGCCAGCCAGCACCGGGCGACGGCACCGGCAGCGCACGCGAGGGACGUGGCGCGUCCGACGCAGGUCACGCAGGCUGUCGGGCGCCCCGAGGACGACGGCACCCCGGAGGAGUGUCGAGCCACGGUGUCCGUCUGUCGGACGCAGGUCGCGGGGUCCGCAGCGCCGCAACCCUCGCGGCCGGGACGCCAGCGCGGGACGAACUACAAGGCGUUCAGGAGGCGCGGGGAGGAGGGCGCCACUGGCAGCAGUGCGCCCAGAAUCGUUGCGUCGUACACGACGUGGAACGGGGUCAUCACGGACGCAGCGCCGCCAGCGGACGAGCGGGCGGAGGACGACGAGCUGUUCAAUGCGACGACGCGACCCACGCGCGUGGUUGGGCGCGGGCGCGGACGAGGGCGCGGAAAGCGCUGA
Molecule: messenger RNA, 1491 nt
Organism: Pedinophyceae sp. YPF-701
Lineage: Eukaryota; Viridiplantae; Chlorophyta; Pedinophyceae
Source: the annotation of a GenBank genome assembly